Molecule: messenger RNA, 1016 nt
Organism: Thermothielavioides terrestris NRRL 8126
Lineage: Eukaryota; Fungi; Ascomycota; Sordariomycetes; Sordariales; Chaetomiaceae
Exons: 2
Coding region: 85-666 (193 amino acids)
Biological process (GO): ribosomal large subunit export from nucleus
Cellular component (GO): preribosome, large subunit precursor; nucleolus
Source: RefSeq, a predicted model, not a curated record
AGAAAACUUGCAACGCUGAAAUUCCCAGCGAUAAGAUAUUCCACAACAUUCGGAUAACAGUACUGCCGAACAGCAAAAAAACAGAUGGCCAAGGGCAAUAUUUCCAAGGGCAAGAAAGCCCCGUCAAUACACUCCCGUGCGGCCCGCCGCGCCACCUCCCCGAGCAUCGACACCGACAAGUCGCUAAAGCAUGUGCGGCCGCCACAAGAGUCAGUCGACCGGCGGCCAGCUGUGCUUGCGGCACACCACUCGGGUGGCGUGACAAAGAAGGCCAAGUCCGGGCGCAAAGCCGUCUUGAGCUCGCGGGCCCGGCGGCGGCAAGAGAAGAGCAUGGACCGCGCCGAGGCCGUCAUGGAACGGACGGCACUCAAGGUGCAAAAGAGCAAGGACCACGCCAAGGUUAUCCACUCGCGGAAGAAGACGUGGGACGAAAUCAACAGGGAAGUGUUCCAGCGGGAGGAGCAGCCCAAGCUCAGCAAGAAGGCUUGGGCCAAGAUGCAGGAGGACGCGAUGGUCGCCGCCUUUUAUGCGGACGAGGACGGCGACGCGGAGAUGGAGGGUGCCGAGGUUGCUGCGAAGGAACCGAGCGGUGUGAGCGCUGUCCCUGCGCAGCAAGCAACCCCGCCGGCCCCACCCCCUGACGACGAUGAGGAGGAGGUUCUGUAGCACUGGAUUGACAGGUGGUUGGGCUUCUGUACGCGCUAUUCUCAGGUCUUGAUCGAGCGUUGCCCAGCGCUUGAGGUUACCAGGUACCUUAGCGGCGCCAACCGCGGCUAUCGGAGAGGCGACACAAAGAUCCUCCGAGGGACAAGACUCGGUCAUCAUGGUUUGACAGGCAAAGGGGUCAAAUAAUAGUGGAUUUAGGGCGGCCAUCGCAUGGUAUCUCCCCGACAAGAACCGGGACUCACGGUCGGAAAACCGAGAACCGCACAGCUCUGGGCUACCUCCCACGGCGACCAGGUAUGCACCUUAGCUUUGGUCUCCAGCUUAUAAUUGGCCACUCCAACAGCUUUCUC